AGAAGGGCAGCAUGAGACCCUUCUCUACUCGUAUUAUGAAAGCAUGGGAAUAUUUGGCGGAAAAGACAGUUUGACAGCUCAGCCAAACAAAAGAAACAUGUGGAGGACCCUGACACUCUCACUGAUAGUUGCACUGGCAUUGGGCACAGAGGUGUGCCAGUGUGAGGAUGUGGGGUCCAUGGUUGCUGUCGAAGAGGCAGUGUUGGAGGAGCAGGAGGAGAACUUCAGUGACAUAUCCACCGUACUAGGAGCGUCCCGAAACCAGAUCCUGGCUGCUCAGUUUGAGUGUUACCUGAAGAUAAUCCACGAUCCGCCGUGUACAGAAGAAGGUACUUACUGUAACCGUACGUGGGACGGCUGGCUGUGCUGGGGGGAUACAGCUCCAGGAACUGUCAUGCAGAUGUGUCCUGGAUACUUUUCUGACUUUGACCCUUCUGAAAAGGUCACCAAAGUGUGUAAUCCUGACGGCCAGUGGUUCCACCACCCAGAGAGCAACAGAGUCUGGACAAACUACACCCAGUGUAGCUUCUACACCAAAGAAAAACGCAAGUUUGCCAUCAGUAUCUACUACCUUGCCAUGUUGGGUCACGGCCUGUCUAUAGUCUCCCUGAUCAUUUGUCUCAUCAUCUUCUCCUACUUCAAGAGUCUUAGCUGCCAGAGAAUCUCCCUCCACAAGAACACGUUUCUCUCCUUCAUCUUAAACUCCAUUGUUACUGUAAUAUGGCUUACGCUCACUAUGGUCACUGACCAAGGCAUAAACACCAGCCACCCUGUAAGCUGUAAGGUCCUGGCUACGCUGACUCAGUACACGUCCACUUCCAACUACUUCUGGAUGCUGUGUGAAGGCAUCUACCUCCACACACUCAUCAUAGUGGCAGUGUUUGUGGGGGAACAACAGCUCUUCUGGUACUAUGUCCUGGGAUGGGGUUUUCCUAUCAUUCCUGCCAUCACGUAUGCUGUGGCUCGUGGGCUCUACUAUGACGACAAGUGUUGGAUCAGCUCACACACACACCUGAUCUAUAUUACUCAUGGGCCCAUUCAAGCUGCACUGCUUGUGAACUUUUUCUUCCUCCUGAACAUCGUCCGGGUUCUAAUCACCAAGUUAAAAGAGACCCACUGUGCUGAGUCCACAGCCUACAUGAAGGCGGUCAGAGCCACCCUCAUCCUCAUCCCUUUGCUGGGAGUCCAGUUCAUCCUCUUCCCCUGGAGGCCAGAAGGACGCAUCAGCCGGGCCAUCUUUGAGUUCGUCACACAUAUCUUCAGCCAUUUCCAGGGACUCCUGGUGGCAAUUAUAUUCUGUUUCUGCAAUGCUGAGGCCCAGACAGCGCUGAAGAGGAAGUGGGCUCAGUGGAAGUCAGCCUGGGGUAAAAACGGCUGGGGAGACACACCGAUCAACAACUUUAGCUACCACAACAACUCCUCCAUUACCGAAACUAGCCGUGCCACCAUCAGCAUGGAGCAUCCCACUGCUGCACUGUCCGAACGAAAUGAAGACAGCCACUUCCUGUCCCAGGUACAGCAGAAAGCCAACGGGCAGCAGAAGACAUGCAGCAACGGGGAGGUAGACAUGCUCUACAACUCGGAGACCACUAACAUCUGAAUGGAGAAAACAGAGUGGUGAUAGUUGUGGUGCCAAACACGACACUUACUUAUGUGUAGACAGAAGGACAGAAGACUGAAAAACAGAGAGGCUGCGGGUGAGUUUUUAAAAUAAAGUGUAGCUGAUUGGGCAGUGUAUGUAGCUCCAAAUUAUCUGAAAAGCACUUAAAAAGCAUGUGAUGUUCCACACACACACACACACAGUACAGAGUACAGUAACAGCUCCAGUUUUUGGACUUGUAUGAACUGAUGAAAAAAAAGUUAUUUAUAUCAUGGUGUCAUUCUGUAAUGAGUCCACUUAUGUGCUUCAGUUAUUGUUUUUAUUCUUUGCCUUGUUAUUAUAAUUUUCUGUUUAAAUGGAGUGAGUUGCAAAUCCUAAACCUGUUAUUUUCAUAUUACAAAUGCAGAGCUGCAUGUUUGGUCAAUCCACUGCCUCUGAAUGGCUGCAAUUAGAUGGACAUCAAUAACCCAUUCAUGAGGCUUAUCCCACUUAUGAUCAUAUUCGGGAUAUGGCAUAACAUUAGCACGGAGAAAUAGGAAAUAGAAAAUAUUGAUAUUCCUUGUAUACAUCCCAGUUUCUUUCAGAGAACUCCAGCUAGCAUAUUUAGGUUUCUCAUAAAGGGAAUAUGGGGUUUAUAUGCUGAAACACAGGGAUAGUGCACCCAAAAAUGAAAAUUCAGCCAUUAUCUA
Messenger RNA from Epinephelus lanceolatus (giant grouper), 2289 nucleotides. It is a transcript of the gene calcrl2, whose product is annotated as calcitonin receptor-like 2. Gene Ontology annotation, biological process: adenylate cyclase-activating G protein-coupled receptor signaling pathway; cell surface receptor signaling pathway; angiogenesis. Lineage: Eukaryota; Metazoa; Chordata; Actinopteri; Perciformes; Serranidae. Gene Ontology annotation, molecular function: calcitonin receptor activity; calcitonin gene-related peptide receptor activity; adrenomedullin receptor activity. The record is from RefSeq and is a predicted model, not a curated record. Gene Ontology annotation, cellular component: plasma membrane.